Molecule: messenger RNA, 3017 nt
Organism: Bubalus bubalis (water buffalo)
Lineage: Eukaryota; Metazoa; Chordata; Mammalia; Artiodactyla; Bovidae
Gene: GATA2
Product: GATA binding protein 2
Exons: 6
Coding region: 222-1664 (480 amino acids)
Biological process (GO): cell fate commitment; positive regulation of transcription by RNA polymerase II; positive regulation of angiogenesis
Cellular component (GO): nucleus
Molecular function (GO): DNA-binding transcription factor activity, RNA polymerase II-specific; RNA polymerase II cis-regulatory region sequence-specific DNA binding; zinc ion binding
Source: RefSeq, a predicted model, not a curated record
CUGGCGCCAGCUCGGCCGGACGAUGCGGAGCGGCCGGAGCCGGGCGGGCCCGAGGCCGAGGCGCGCGCUGCCCCCUGCUCGCACCCCGUGAGACCCUCCGGCCCUCCGGACGCGCCGUCCCCGACCCCGCGCCGCCCGCGCCGAGGCCGCGCCUCUCCCGCGCCGCUGCGUCUGCGCGCCGCCACCGCCUCCGCGCAGACCCCGCGCCUCCGCCGCCAGCCAUGGAGGUGGCUCCCGAGCAGCCGCGCUGGAUGGCGCACCCCGCCGUGCUGAACGCGCAGCACCCCGACUCGCACCACCCGGGCCUGCCGCACAACUACAUGGAGCCGGCGCAGCUGCUGCCGCCCGACGAGGUGGACGUCUUCUUCAACCACCUCGACUCGCAGGGCAACCCCUACUACGCCAACCCGGCCCACGCGCGCGCGCGCGUCUCCUACAGCCCUGCGCACGCCCGCCUGACCGGAGGCCAGAUGUGCCGGCCGCACUUGCUGCACAGCCCGGGACUGCCCUGGCUGGACGGGGGCAAGGCAGCUCUCUCCGCGGCCGCUGCACACCACCACAACCCCUGGACUGUGAGCCCCUUCUCCAAGACGCCCCUGCACCCCUCGGCCGCCGGAGGCCCCGGGGGGCCCCUGUCCGUGUACCCGGGGGCCGGGGCUGGGGGCGGGGGCGGCAGCGGCUCAGUGGCCUCCUUGACCCCCACCGCAGCCCACUCGGGCACCCACCUCUUCGGCUUCCCGCCCACGCCCCCCAAGGAAGUGUCUCCGGACCCCAGCACCACCGGGGCUGCCUCGCCGGCCUCCUCCUCGGCAGGGGGGAGUGCCGCCCCCAGGGGGGACGACAAGGAUGGCAUCAAGUACCAGGUGCCGCUGGGCGAGAGCAUGAAGAUGGAAGGCGGCAGCCCCCUGCGCCCGAGCCUGGCCGCCAUGGGCACCCAGCCUGCCACUCACCACCCCAUCCCCACCUACCCCUCCUACGUGCCAGCGGCCGCCCACGACUACAGCAGUGGGCUUUUCCACCCCGGAGGCUUCCUGGGUGGCCCGGCCUCCAGCUUCACCCCGAAGCAGCGGAGCAAGGCCCGCUCCUGCUCAGAAGGCCGGGAGUGCGUCAACUGCGGGGCCACAGCCACCCCUCUGUGGCGGCGGGACGGCACCGGGCACUACCUGUGUAACGCCUGCGGCCUCUACCACAAGAUGAACGGGCAGAACCGGCCGCUCAUCAAGCCCAAGCGGAGGCUGUCGGCCGCCAGGAGAGCAGGCACCUGUUGCGCAAAUUGUCAGACGACGACCACCACCUUGUGGCGCCGGAACGCCAACGGGGACCCCGUGUGCAACGCCUGCGGCCUCUACUACAAGCUGCACAAUGUGAACAGGCCGCUGACCAUGAAGAAGGAAGGCAUCCAGACCCGGAACCGGAAGAUGUCCAGCAAGUCCAAGAAGAGCAAGAAGGGGUCUGAGUGCUUUGAGGAGCUGUCCAGGUGUGUGCAGGACAAGGCCUCCCCCUUUAGCGCCGCCGCCCUGGCGGGACACAUGGCGCCUGUGGGCCACCUGCCGCCCUUCAGCCACUCCGGCCACAUGCUGCCCACCCCGACGCCCAUCCACCCCUCCUCCAGCCUCUCCUUCGGCCACCCCCACCCGUCCAGCAUGGUGACCGCCAUGGGCUAGGGACCGCCCCACGGACUGACGGAAGGACGCCAGGGAUGGCGCUCCCACGGCGCGGGGGACCCAGUACCCAGCUGGCCGGCCCGCCCCGAGACCGCGGCCCCUGCCCGCCCAGCUGGACACGCACGGCCUCACCUGUGGGCGCCCUGGCCGCCACUGUGAAGCCGCUCCCGGGCAGGCCUGGCUGCACCCAGGCGGGGUUUCCGCUGAGGACUGUAAGCGUAAAGGACAACUCUGAAGAGACACGAGCGGGCGAGGGACACUCGGGGGCCGCGGAGAAGACAGGGGAGCAGGCGGAGGAAUUUUUUUGGCUCAGGUUUCUCACGAGGAUGGGGAGACUUGGUUCUUGGGGCCGGGUGCCACGUGGCCAGCCUGCCUGCCCGGCUCUGGGGGCAGGUCUCUGGGGGGACCUGGGCCCCCUCUGCAAGCGCCGAACCCAGCUGGGCUGAGCCUCUCCAGGGGGGCUGCGCAGGCCCCGGAGGGCAGAGACAAUCAGGGGCGGCCCUGUGCGGAUUCCCAGGCCAGGGCUGGGUCACAGGAAGGAAGCGCUUUCUUGAGAGGGGAAACGUCUCCCACAUCGCUCUCUGGUCCUGAGGCUGGAGCCAGCCUGGCCUGAGCGCCCUCCAUGGCCCGAGCCUGUGCCACCGCCUCGGCCGGAGACGCCCUGUACAUACGUCUUUUUUCUGCUAGCCCCUGAACCCCCCUCUUCUCCAACACCGACGCAAAAGAGAAACAUAUAAAAAAACAAAAGGAGAAAACCUGCAUAAGCUUAACUCGCUGACGAGUUGUUUUAUUUUUAAACUCUUUGGGUCCAGUCAAUUGUACGUGGCCACAAGAGCCCUUGCUGUGGAACAAAGAAAACCUACAAACCAAGGCUGUGGCUGGAGAGGCUCUCAGAUCGCACCGUCCUCGGACGGGGGCCGGGGGCCGGGGCUGCUCCAGGCUUCGGGGGCUCGCCCGGCAGGUGGGGCUGCCGGGGCCCCGCUGCGCCGUGCUGUGGUUGUCUGGACCCUUCCCAAGGUACAGCUGUGCAUAGCCGUGUCCGGGCGGAGAGUGUGUGCGGCCGCGGCGGCUGGCGGGGGCCGGCCCAGGAAGGGGACUGUGCCGAUGCAGGCCAAGUGCAAUAGGGCAGCACAGCCGGACUAACUUAUUUUGUACUAGUAUCCGCAUAAGAAGAAGAAUCGGCAGUAUUUUCUGGUUUUAUGUUUUAUUUGGCUCGUUUUAUUUUGGAUUAGUGAACUAAGUUAUUGUUAAUUAUGUACAACAUUUAUAUAUUGUCUGUAAAAAUUGUAUGCGCUCUUCCUAUUCCUUCAAAGUGAAUACUGUUAAGAAUAAUAAAAUACUUUUGUGAAUGCC